AACCACUUUACGGCAUAAGAUCGAUUUACGUUAGCACUUCCCAUGUGCGGAAACUGUUUACAGAUUUCGUCAUUUGUCACAUAUGUUUAUGUCAGUAAGAGAUGAUUACAAUUACAUGUAUAUGCGAAUAAGUAUCUGGAUCUCAGAGAGAGAAAAGUACAUCCUCAUUUGAUUGAGAUACGCCAACAUAAGAAGGAUGGAAUUUCAGCCGGUAGUAAUGGCAGCCGGGUCAGGGUCCAGGAUGACGGACCUGACCACCCGGUGUCCGAAGGCUCUCCUCCCAGUAGGGAACUUCCCCUUGGUCUGGUACCCAGUCAACAUGCUGGAGAGGGCAGGUUUUGAAGAAGCGAUCAUAAUCGUCUUAGAAUCAUUUGCGGGCGAUGCCCAAAAGGCCUUGUGUGAUGUGUGUGAUGUCAAAAUGAGGCUAGACUUCGUCAGCAUCCCCGACAAUGACUACAUGGGCACAGCGGAUUCCCUCCGCUUCAUCAAAGAUAAAAUCAAAACGGAUGUGUUGAUUGUUAGUUGUGACCUCAUCUCCGACAUCAGUCUCCACCAGGUGGCCAAUGUUCACCGAGCGUAUGACUCCUCCCUCACCAUGUUGUUAUCUCCCCUUCCGGAGCAGUAUGCCGAGGUCGCGGUGCCGGGCAUCAAGUCCAAGAGGAAGAGAGAGAGGGAUUUUAUUGGCUUGGAUGAGAAUGGGAAGCGGGUUCUGUUCUACACCUCUGAAGUCGACCUUGAGGAAACUGUCAAUUUUAGGAAGUCUGUUUUAAAAAAACACCCGUGCAUCAGUAUACGUUCCAAGUUGACCGACUGCCAUUUGUAUAUAUUGAAGAAAUGGGUUGUGGACUUCCUGGCAGAAAACACCAAAAUCUCAACAAUAAAGAGUGAACUCCUGCCUUACUUGAUCAAGCGCCAGUUUACCAAACCAAAGCCUCCUGACACAGAUCUCCACAACACCAACAUGUCACUUGUCUCCAUGGAUACCAAGACAGAUGUCCAUGGCUACAGAAAGGGUGACGAGAUGACCACACUGAUCGAGGAACUCUCCACAUGGAUUGACCAUGAUGGCGACAUGGCUGACUGUUUCCAUGGUGAAGACAUCCGGUGUUAUGCUUACAUACAGGAUAAGGGUUUCUGUGUGCGAGCCAACACACUAGCCACGUACUGUGAAGCUAACAGACAGAUUCCCAGGCUGCUGAGUGUGCUAGCCCCGUCCAGGGAGAUUAGCAGUGUACAUCCUUCAGCAACUAUCAAAGAAAAGUCACAGGUUGGAUCCGACUGUCUUGUCAGUGAGGGAGUGAUGGUUGGAGAGCGGUCAUCCAUCAAGCGGUCAGUCGUCGGCCCACAUUGUACAAUAGGUGACAAGGUCAAGGUCACGAACUGCAUCAUCAUGGAUCAUGUGACCAUUCAGGAGGGGUCCAACCUCCAGGGCAGCAUCGUGUGUGGACAGGCUCAUAUCUCUGAAAAGUGCGAACUUAAAGAUUGCAUCGUAGGUCACUCUCAGAACAUCAUUGCCAUGGGCAAGUUCACGAAUGAAGCCAUCAUUGAUGUGGACCGCAUGAUGGAGAUCUGAAUACUAUGUGAUAUAUUGGAUGUACAGAUUGCUAUUUUGGCUUUUGAUAAAUAUGUCCUCAUUCUACCAAUAAGAUUGGUAGUGACUGCUCGACGUUUUACUGUACUUGGCCUCAACCUUAAGAUUGAUAUUCAGCUCAAUAAUAUAUGGUAACCUGGUCUAAACAGUGCCCCAAGAAAUAUAUAACACUGUGUUGUACAAGUACUGGACUGAAGACCUUCCUAGCGGACUUCUAGUAAUCUGCUAUGAUACUGGACUGGACAACCAGUGCUAUUGCUGCAGACAUCACAUGAUAAUCUAUGAUAAUUUUCCCCAAGUCCAUACUUGGUGAGUGAGUGAAUGUUUUGCAUCAGUCAGCAAUAUUCAUGCAUUAUCACUGAAGCCUAAAUAUUAAAACUCUUGGCCUAGCAGAACUGGCAUGGGCAGCGAUACAUUCAGUUUAGGGGUAUAAUGACACACAAUCAGCCAGGUCAUACUGGGACAGUCCAAUCUUCAUAGAAAUUAUCAAGUUUUUACAUAACGCAUGGGACAGUGGGACCGCUUCUAUUAACAUGGUGACCUACAUUUCCUUCGACUAUGGUGCAGUCGUGAUGCACCCAGACUGCAGGAAUCUUGCAGUUUUCUACAUCAUUGCAUUGAGCGGGGCAGAGCCUGUUUAAGAAUUCUCCAAAAUGUAUAGGUUUGUUUUCACCUUGGAGUCAAUGAUGAGGUCAAUAUACAAAAGCAAGUCAUUCAGUAUUGUUGUUGACACCAACAUGUCCGUGUGUCUUUUGUCCAUCCUGGGCGGUCGGGUAGCCUAGUGGUUAAAGCGUUCGCUCGUCACGCCGAAGACCCGGGUUCGAUUCCCGACAUGGGUACAAUGUGUGAAGCCCAUUUCUGGUGUCCCCCGCCGUGAUAUUGCUGGAAUAUUGCUAAAAGCGGCGUAAAACCAUACUCACUCACUCACUCAAUUUUGUCCAUCCUGGACCUUUUGCCUCGUUGGGGCAGGUGGACACUCCAUUGGAAGAGACAGGAACAUCAUAUUGCAUCAAUGAUGGAAACUUGUCUCAUUGCAAGUGACUAAGUGUUGUGUCUCUGUGAACUGUAUGUAUGACAAACUACUUGAUAUAUUUAGUUUUGGGUCACUGAGUGAAACAUAUACCUUUGAAAUUAGAUCAAGACAGCAACACUCUUUUACAAUAUUCUUUCUACUGUUACCUGAAACCGGUUUACUUCAGUUUUUGUUCAGAUGAACCAAUCAACACGAGUCAGUGGCCAUUUGUAUAAUUAAACAAAUCAGUGCUGA
Haliotis rufescens (red abalone) is the source of this 2858-nucleotide messenger RNA. RefSeq names its product translation initiation factor eIF-2B subunit gamma-like. Gene Ontology annotation, molecular function: translation initiation factor activity; guanyl-nucleotide exchange factor activity. Lineage: Eukaryota; Metazoa; Mollusca; Gastropoda; Lepetellida; Haliotidae. Gene Ontology annotation, biological process: cytoplasmic translational initiation; biosynthetic process. The transcript is spliced from 12 exons. Bases 197 to 1573 code for a protein of 458 amino acids. Gene Ontology annotation, cellular component: guanyl-nucleotide exchange factor complex; eukaryotic translation initiation factor 2B complex. The record is from RefSeq and is a predicted model, not a curated record.